AUGGCCUUCUCUACCCCCAAGCAAAAGAUCAAAAUCGCCCUCUCCAUCGACUUUGACGCAAUCUCGGGCUGGCUAGGCACAUCCCAACACCCGGACAACAACAUGGCCGACAUUUCUUCCGGCUACUUCAGCGGCUACGUCGGCGUGCCCCGUCUCCUCAAAGUAUUUUCCCGUCUCGGUAUCUCUGAUAAAGUGACUUGGUGCAUUCCGNGCCACUCCAUGGAGACAUUUCCCACACAAACAAAGGCAAUUGUCGAGUCAGGGGCUGAGAUCGCAUUACAUGGAUAUUCUCACGAAGGUAGUACGCAAAUGACGGCACAACAAGAAAAAGAUGUGUUGGUCAAGACGAUGAAGCUAGCCCAGGAGUUGACGGGAAAGAAACCUAGAGGGUAUAGAGCACCGCUAUAUCAGAUCCAAGAACGCACGGUGAUGUUGUUGCAAGAGCAUGGUUUUCUUUGGGACUCGAGUCUGGCGCAUCUGGAUAGUAUGCCUUACUUUUUACCUAAAAAAGUGGACAAACUGGAUACGAUAGAGUUUUCUCCUGACAAGGAGGCGAGUAGUUGGAUGAAGCCUUCCAAGGACUUUAUGAAGCUGGAGAAGAGUUCGCUAGUAGAGAUCCCUUGCAACUGGUAUAUGGAGGUAAGUGCUUUCCGUUCAGACAUUGUGACUGUUUGUGGCUAA
This is a messenger RNA of Aureobasidium musti, 681 nucleotides long. The record is from the annotation of a GenBank genome assembly. Lineage: Eukaryota; Fungi; Ascomycota; Dothideomycetes; Dothideales; Saccotheciaceae.